GAGGAUUGGGGUGGUUGGGUGCAAUCACCACAGCCCAGAAGGAGAGCGUAGGUAAGCAAGUGAGAUGAAGUAGCUACUCUUUCCAUGUCCAGCAACAUUACUCAGAGAAAAGGGUGAGCAAGUGGGAAGAGAGGUGCCUGCUCCAGUUUCUCCCUGGAGAGCAUCACGGUCCCAAUCCUCCCUGCCAGGGCUGUCCAGAGAGGGAUGCAACUCCUUAAUCCAUGAUGAAUGAAUGCCACUAUGAUAAACAAAUGGACUUCUUUUAUAACAUGAGUAAAACAGACACGGCGGAUGAGUGGUCGGGGACAACGCUGGUCAUUGUUUUAUGUUUCGGGACCUUCUUUUGCUUCUUUAUUUUCCUUUCAAAUUCACUGGUUAUCGCUGCUGUGGUAAAAAACAAAAAGUUUCACUACCCCUUCUAUUACUUGCUAGCCAAUCUAGCUGCUGCGGACUUUUUUGCAGGCAUCGCUUAUGUAUUCUUGAUGUUCAAUACUGGCCCAGUGUCAAAAACAUUAACUGUUAAUCGAUGGUUUUUGCGCCAGGGACUCCUGGACACAAGCCUCACAGCUUCUCUGGCCAACUUAUUAGUCAUUGCUGUUGAGAGACAUCUGUCUGUUGUGCGGAUGAGGAUCCACAGUAACCUCACAAAGAAGAGAGUCACCUUUUUCAUUUUGUUGAUCUGGGCCAUAGCUAUUUUCAUGGGCUCAGUGCCCACGUUGGGCUGGAACUGUCUCUGUGACAUUUCAACCUGCUCUUCCCUGGCUCCUAUCUACAGCAGGAGCUACUUGAUAUUCUGGACAGUCUCCAACUUGGGGGUUUUCCUCAUCAUGGUGGUGGUGUACAUAAGAAUCUACAUGUAUGUCCAGAGGAAAACCAAUGUUUUAUCUCCGCACACUAGUGGAUCCAUCAGUCGCAGGAGGACUCCAAUGAAGCUUAUGAAGACAGUCAUGGCGGUGUUAGGUGCCUUUGUUGUGUGCUGGACUCCUGGCCUUGUCGUUCUGCUUCUCGACGGCUUGAAUUGCACUCGUUGCGAGGUUCAGAAUGUAAAAAGGUGGUUUCUUCUCCUGGCCCUGCUGAACUCAGUCAUGAAUCCGAUCAUUUACUCUUACAAAGACGACGAGAUGUCAAGUACUAUGAGGCGAAUGAUCUGCUGCUCUUUUGAGGAGAGAAGCCAGGAGCGCCGGUCUUCCAGGAUCCCCUCCACAGUGCUCAGUAGAAGCAUUGAUACCUCCAGCCAAUACUUAGAAAAUGGCAUUAGCCAAGGGACGAUCAGUGGCAAAGAAAAUACAUGAGAAACUCCUUUUUUCUCCUUAGAUGUGGACUGCAGUGGCGAGGAAGGGAUGGCGGUGGCAGCGAAUGGAAUGAGCUCUGAACCAGCUGAGGUCACUGAACCCUGAAAGCACAGAAGAAUAUGUUCUCCGUACCAAAACCCAGGGUUACCUGACAUCUUUGUAAAUAACUACUGGAUGGAUGGAAAGAAAAUGUACUUGGUGAAAAACAACAGAAGGAGUAGUCUUAUUCUAUAGUGUUUCUGUUAAGACUGGAAACAGUACAAGCAGCAUUGUGGAGUCCUCCUUCCUCAGAGACCUAGCAUUCACCUGAGGUGGUAAAUCUGUGGCUGGAUUGCACUACUACAGACUACUGUGUCAGGGUGGUUCUCAGAACUGAAUGUUUCUUCAUUAAAUAAAAAAAUCCUCAUAGAUAGCUAGGAUGUUAUGGAGAAGAGUUGUAGAGUAGCUUCCUAGUUCUCUAAGUGGAGUAGGGUUUUCGUUGUUGUUUCGUUGUUGUUGUUGUAUAGUGGACCAUUCCAUCAUGUGAGCUACUCCACCCCUGCAUUCUGAAGUGAUCCAGCCAGACAUACAUUUGCCACCUCAGUGAGCAUCAGACCACAGUUUCAGCCUGCUCCUUUGCACGUUUACUAGGAAGUAUGUUCCAUUUUGUUCAGUGUAACAUGCUUCCAAA
Molecule: messenger RNA, 1962 nt
Organism: Elgaria multicarinata webbii
Lineage: Eukaryota; Metazoa; Chordata; Lepidosauria; Squamata; Anguidae
Gene: LPAR3
Product: lysophosphatidic acid receptor 3
Exons: 3
Coding region: 222-1292 (356 amino acids)
Biological process (GO): adenylate cyclase-activating G protein-coupled receptor signaling pathway; regulation of metabolic process
Cellular component (GO): cytoplasm; plasma membrane
Molecular function (GO): lysophosphatidic acid receptor activity
Source: RefSeq, a predicted model, not a curated record